Messenger RNA from Penaeus monodon (black tiger shrimp), 2355 nucleotides. RefSeq lists its product as uncharacterized. The record is from RefSeq and is a predicted model, not a curated record. NCBI's taxonomy places the organism in Eukaryota, Metazoa, Arthropoda, Malacostraca, Decapoda, Penaeidae. Gene Ontology annotation, molecular function: metalloendopeptidase activity. Gene Ontology annotation, cellular component: extracellular matrix. Gene Ontology annotation, biological process: extracellular matrix organization; proteolysis.
UUGCCCGCAGGCGUGGCCGCGGGCGUCCCCCCCCGAGCGUCACGUGGUCUACCCCCUCCGUGCGGAUGCUGCGGGUCACGUGAUCUCGGCGGACGUGACGUCACACUACCACGGCGGCGCCAACGAAGGAGGAGGAGGAGGAGGAGAUGAAGGAGGAGGAGAUGGAGGAGGAGGGCGUGAAGGAGGCGGCGCGCGGGCGAAGAGGGCCUCGGCGGCGGCCGGCGGCGGCGCGGAGGAAGGCGCGGCGGCCAAGGACAAGCUGUACAUCGUGAUCAACAACGAGAACGAGGAGCUGUUCCUCAACCUCACGCCCAACACCAAGCUGGUGACGCAGCACACGGUGAUUGAGUGGGUGCUGGAGGACGGGCGCCGCAUCCUGCGGAGGGCGACGGGCGACUGCUUCUACGUGGGGCGCCUCCGCUCCACCGAGAAGUCCCUGGUGGCCAUCAGCAACUGCGACGGCCUCACCGGCUACAUCCAGACGCACAACGACAGCUACUUCAUCGAGCCCCUGAGGAGGCAGCAUGCGCCCCCGGGGAAGGCCCAGGGGCUGGCGGGGGGCGAGGCCGCGCGGGGGGCGGGGGGGGCGGACCACCCCCAGCCGCAUCUCAUCUACAAGGUCAAAUCCAUCACCUCGCGGCUCAACCUCUCUCUGCAGCAGGACCAGGAGUUCCGGCAGCGCGAGGAAGAGGAAGAGGAGGAGGAGGAGGAGGAAUACACGGAGGACCUUGAAGAAGAAGAAGAGGAGGAGGAGGAAGUGGAAGAGGAGGAGGAGAGAGCGAGGGAGGAAAUGAGGAAGGGCGGGUUGAGGGAAACCCGGAGAGGAGAGCGAGGGGAGAGGGGAGGAGGCGGACGGACGGACGCGACGCCGAAGUUCCGGCGCCACCACCAGCGGAGGGCGCACGAGGAGGCCCAGGAGGAGGAGGCGACGGUGCCGGAGUUCCUCGACUUCCUGCACAGGAGGCGAAGGAGAAGAAACAGCAUCUUCGGCACCGACUUGGGAGCCGACGUGGCCGCGGUGAGGUCGUCCCUUCCGAGGGCGGGCGACGGCAGGUCGUCCAUCAAGCAAGUCAUCAUCCCCAAGUUCAGAAGGAGACCCGAAGAGACCCGACCAAAGUUCGCCAGGCAAGACUCGGGUGGAAUCUCCUCCUUCCCCUCCUCCUCCCCCUCCUCCUCCUCCUCCUCCUCCUCCUCCUCCUCCUGGCCCCUGUCCAAGACCGAGAGGAUCGGCAGAUCGACGGGCGUGCGGCUUCCCAAGUUUACCCGCGGGCACGAGCGGGCGUCCCCGAGCGUCCAAGAUUCGGAUCGGCCGAAACGCGAGGACAACGAGAGAGGAAGAUUAGAAGGAGAGGACGCAGGAAGCGAACAGACAGACGCGGAGGGAAGGAGGAAUGCAGAGAAUGAGGAGGAAGGAGGUGACAACGAGAACGAGGAGAGAGAAGGGGAGAGAAAGAAGAACAAGAAGAGCAGACGAAAGAAGGACAGGAAGAAGAAGAAGAACAGGAGGUGCAAAAUGGAGAAGAAAGGGAAAGGAGACGGAGGCCAGACCAACGAUACUGAGAUAAACGAAGAAGGGAAGGAUAAAGAAGAGAGGAAAUGCCGAGAAAGGAAGAAACUGACCAAGGAGGAACGCCAGAGGAGGAAAGAGGAGAGGAGAGAGAGACGGCGGUUGGCCAGGGAAAGGAAGCUGCAGGAGAAGGAGAGGAAGAGGCAAGAGAGACGAGAGAGAAAGAGGAACAAGCAGGCGAUGGUGAACGAUAGCCUCACUGCAACAUUCCCUCAAGCUCACGUGGUGGACCCCUUUGAGGGAGAGGACUGGCAGGGCUACUCGCCUGAUCUCUUCUGGGAAACAGACGUCGCUGCAGGGUCCUCAGGCCUACCGGAGGUGUCCCUGGGUCCUGCGCUCAACGCCUCCGACCCCCCCAAGUGGCUGGAACUGGUCGUCGCCGUCGACCACACCGUCAUCGACUUCCACGGGGAGGAGCAAGUCGAGAAGUAUGUCUUCACUCUCUUCAACAUCGUCAGCGCCAUCUAUGAGGAUCCUUCGCUGGAGUCUUCGCUCGAGCUGGUGAUGCUGAGGAUCAUCUUCUACAAAGACAAGAAACACUCGCAGGUGCGCGAGGGCCUGGCGAAGAAGUCCCUGGAGGCGGUGAACCGGUGGUCAGAGCGCCUGCACCGCCUGUCCCCGGAGCACCUUCGCCACGACAUGGCCGUCUGGCUGACCCGGACUGACCUGGGCGGACCGUCGGGCUACGCUCCCGUGGCCGGCGUGUGCGAGCCCUCGCGUUCGUGCACCUUGAACCGCGACGAGGGCCUCACCUCCGCUUUCAUCAUCGCUCACGAAAUGGGACAUGU